AUACUUCUUGCUAGCUUGUAGUCUCAUAUACUCAUCAUCAGUGUUUCUUUCAGUUCCAAUCCUUAUCCUCCCUUUCUUUUUGAGUUGAUUUUGUUACCUUGAUCCCCAAACUACCAUAAACCUUAUUCUUCCGUUCAAUCCUUAGCAAUGGAAGCCGAUGGUCAGAAAUACUCUGUUCUCGUGAAAACCGAAGUUCGUGAAAAGAUUAUGGAAGAAAUCAAUCUGAUCUCGGAAGUCUUCUCGGUGUCAAAGUCUGAUGCAACCGUGAUCCUAGUCCGUCUCCGUUGGAACUCGUUCAAGGCUUCAGAUCUUCUUGUUGACAACAAGGAUAAGUUUCUGGCGGAGCUAGGGCUGGCUCGAGUUCCUAUUUCCAACUCUUCUUCUGCAGGUCGUGAGACGACUACCCUUCCUAAUGGUGAUGGAGAUUACUUAGUCUCGACGCCCUUUUGCUCACACAAGUUUUCAACAACUUGCUGGAGUGAAUAUCUCAACGAUGCUCUGGUGAAGAACAAAGAGGAGACAGGACUCAUCAUCUCUUGCCUUAACCAAGGCUGUGUCGCCUCUGUUGGACCCGAUACCAUCGAGAAACUGCCUGACACAGUGAAGGAGAUGCACGAGGGAUGGCUUCUCGAAUCCUUCAUGGAGUGCCAUAAGGCAACCAUCCAAUGGUGUCCUGCAUCGGAUUGUGAAAACGCCAUACUGCUUGAGGAAGAUGCCGAAGUCGAUUUCGGUGUGGUCUGUUUGUGUGGCCACACCUUCUGUUGGACAUGUGGCCUUGAGUCACACCGUCCGGUGGACUGCAAGAAAGCAUCAAUUUGGUCGACGGACCUGUUGGAUCAGUCAAGGACCGUUUCUUGGAUCCAUGCAAACACCAAACGCUGUCCCAACUGCAGAAGUCCUGUGCAGCAGAAUGAGGAUCCUGAUUACAAGCUAAUGGAGUGUAUCUGCAGGUAUAGCUUCUGUUGGGUCUGCUUACGCACUGCGCAAGAGCAUAAUGGGAACUGGAAUUGUGUUCCAGUGGCUGAACCAGUGGGGGAAUCUUCUUCACGUGAGCUCACUCAGAUCUACCGCCUGAAUAUCUGGGGGGCACGCCAGAAGGAAAUGGAGAAUGCUAAAUCCAAUCAGAGAUUCGUAGAGGACAACUUCAUUCCGAAACUAGUGGAGAGAUGCGGAGUGAGCGAGCUGGACAUAAGGACAGUAAAAGAAGCAGAGAUGCUAAUUGUUCAGUGCAGGCAGGUACUGAAGUGGAGUUGUGUGUUCGAAUACUACAUGACG
Messenger RNA from Camelina sativa (false flax), 1275 nucleotides. RefSeq names its product putative E3 ubiquitin-protein ligase ARI16. Lineage: Eukaryota; Viridiplantae; Streptophyta; Magnoliopsida; Brassicales; Brassicaceae. The record is from RefSeq and is a predicted model, not a curated record. Gene Ontology annotation, biological process: protein ubiquitination. Gene Ontology annotation, molecular function: ubiquitin-protein transferase activity; zinc ion binding.